Pseudozyma hubeiensis SY62 is the source of this 1584-nucleotide messenger RNA. RefSeq names its product acyl-CoA dehydrogenase. Gene Ontology annotation, molecular function: acyl-CoA dehydrogenase activity; flavin adenine dinucleotide binding. The transcript has a single exon. Bases 1 to 1584 code for a protein of 527 amino acids. The record is from RefSeq and is a predicted model, not a curated record. Lineage: Eukaryota; Fungi; Basidiomycota; Ustilaginomycetes; Ustilaginales; Ustilaginaceae.
AUGUCUGCACAGCUCAAGCAGCCUUCCACCACGCCUCAGCGCAAGGAGUACACCCGUGAUGAGGUCGCCAAGCACAACAAGCCCGGCGAUCUCUGGGUCGUCAUCGACGCCGAGAUCUACAACGUCUCCAAGUUCGCCGAGCUCCAUCCCGGUGGCGAGAACGUCUUCCACGAUGAAGAGGUAGCUGGUCAGGAUGCCACCGAGACCUUCUUCGGUCUCCACCGCCGCGAGAUCCUCGCCAAGCCCCAGUACCAGCGUCUCAUCAUCGGCAACAUCAAGGGCGAAGAGUCCAAGCUCAAGCCCGACCCAGUUGGAAGCCCUUCGCGUGUCCCUUACGGCGAACCCACCUGGCUCGCCACCGCCUACCACUCGCCCUACUACAACGACUCGCACCGUCACCUCCAGCGCGAGUGGCGCAAGUUUGUCGACGAGCACGUCGUCGAGGUCGCCCAGCGUUGCGAGGACAGCGGCAAGCGUCCCGACGUCGAGCUCGUCAAGAUGAUGGGUCAAAACGGCAUCAACGCCAUGCGAAUGGGUCCCGGAAAGCACCUUCACGGCCGCAAGCUCUUCGCCGGCAUCAAGGGCGAGGAGUUCGACUACUUCCACGAGCUCAUCCUCACACAGGAGCUGGUCCGAUGCGGUGCGCGUGGUUUCGGUGACGGUCUCAACGGAGGCAUGGUCAUCGGUCUUCCUCCCGUCAUGAACUUCGGUACGGACGAGCUCAAGAAGGAGAUCGUCGAGCCCGUUCUCGCCGGUGACAAGUUCAUCUGUCUUGCCAUCUCGGAGGCUUUCGCCGGUUCCGACGUCAUGGGUCUCCGCACCACCGCUACUCUCUCGGAGGACGGCGAGCACUACAUUGUCAACGGCACCAAGAAGUGGAUCACCAACGGCACGUUUGCCGACUACUUCUCGACCGCUGUCAAGACGGACCAAGGAUUCGCCAUGAUCUGCAUCCCCCGCUCGUGCGGUAACAUCGAGACCAAGCAGAUCAAGACCUCGUACUCGACCACCGCAGGUACUGCCUACGUCACCUUUGACAACGUCAAGGUGCCCAAGAAGUACCUCAUCGGCGAGGACGGCAUGGGUAUCUACUACAUCCUCUCCAACUUCAACCACGAGCGAUGGGUCAUGUGCUGCUCCACCAUCCGUGCUGCACGUGCCGUGUGCGAGGAGUGCAUGCUCUGGAUCCACCAGCGCAAGGUGUUCGGCAAGCCGCUCACCAGCCAGCCCGUCAUCCGUCAGAAGAUGGCGCAGAUGAUCUCGCUCGUCGAAGCAGCCCAGAACUGGUUGGAGAACAUCACGUACCAGAUGUGCAAGAUGUCGUACGCCCAACAGUCCAAGUUCCUCGCCGGUCAGGUCGGUCUGCUCAAGAGCUGGUCCACGCGUGUCUCGCACGAGGUCGCCGACGGCGCCGUCCAGAUCUUCGGUGGCCGUGGUCUCACAAAGACCGGCAUGGGCAAGUUCACCGAGAUGUUCCACCGAACCUAUAAGUUCGACGCCGUACUGGGUGGCAGUGAGGAGGUCCUCGCCGAUUUGGGUAUCCGACAGGCGCUCAGGAUGAUGCCUGAGAACGCUCGUUUGUAA